CUAAAGUAAGUUUUUUUUAGGGAAGUUCUCUAAAGUAAGUACCAUGAAAACCCUAAUAAAUACCCGGGCUAGAAGAGGAGUUCUUGACGAGCACGGUUCGGCCCACGCUACAGCGAGAGAGGAUCCAAAACCCCGACCGGCGAGACUUACAGAAAGGUUCCAGAAAGCCCCUCCAGAGCGUUCGCCGUUCUUCUUCCGCCCUUCGUCUGAUUGUCUCGCUCGCUCUCUGUGUCAGAUGUCUCCGAUGUCCAAUCGAAGCAGAGGCGCGAUUGCCGAGGCAGGGGCACCGCCGGCGAUGCCUCCGCCGCUCCGGACCGUGCACCUGCGCCGGUCGGAGCCGGAGUCGGGGACGGAGACGGCGGCGGCGGCGAUCACGGUGGAGGGAGGCGAAGGGGUGGACCUCGCGCGGGUGGGCCGCGCGCUGGGGCUGGACCCGGCCACCGUCCGCCUCAACGGCUACUACCUCAGCCGCGUCUACGGCGGGUACGUCUCCUUGGCGGUCAAGUGGCGCGCGCUCAUCGACUUUUUCGACGCGCGCGGCCUGCCCGCGGGCGCCCACCCCGCCGCGGCCGUCGCCGUCCAGGGCACGCCUUUGCCCCCGAGCCCAGAGCCUAGAGAUCGCCGGUCCGCAAAGCGGAAGUCCGGAUUGGAGACUGGAAAUUGCUCCAAGAGGCUCCAAGACAACAGUUCGACUCUGUCAAAAUCUGGCUUAGACCUACUCAGCGAUGAUAUCACCCUUGGAUUGAAGAGAAGACUCAGAUUAGACGAGACUACUCCAUCUAAGAAGAUUAAACAACAUGAGUGCAGCUCAGAAACACAGCAGCCAGUCAAAUUUUCUUGCAGCUUCAUCAACGGGCACAGGAAGCGACCACGGGAUGAGGAGAUAGCUACCUCACUCUCAUGCAAGAGAGUCAGGUGAUGCUGAUCUAUCUGGCAAAUCGGGACUUUAGUUUCACAAGUCAUGGUUACUUGAAACAAUUGUUAGAGCUAUGCUGAAGUAGUGAUUCACCAUUAUGGCCUUGGCCUUGUAGUUUGGUCUGGAACCUUAGUUCCAGGUUUGGAUAUAAUGCUAGCUGUAACAGUUGUUAGAUGGUGUAUUUCUUAUUUACAUAUGUGUUCCAUAUGAUGCAAAAACUGCAAAUGUACUUUGUGUGAACAUAAUAAUAAUGGUUGGUGGAUGGUGUAAA
Brachypodium distachyon (stiff brome) is the source of this 1187-nucleotide messenger RNA. RefSeq lists its product as uncharacterized. The coding region runs from base 44 to 919 and encodes 291 amino acids. Lineage: Eukaryota; Viridiplantae; Streptophyta; Magnoliopsida; Poales; Poaceae. The record is from RefSeq and is a predicted model, not a curated record. The transcript has 3 exons.